CUUUUAUCCCAAUUACUUGGGGCAUAUUUCAAAAAAUGUCUUUCAAAACACAAACCUCGUAUUUGUCGGAAAGUUUCGUGCUAGGUAAAAAAAACAACUACAAUGACUGAAGCCAAAGGCUAGUUCAGUGGUAAUAAGAAGCCAGCUUCAGUGUUAAAGAGUAUGUCUUGAACUCUUAUGCCUCGAGCCCCCGAUGCAGGAACCUUUUCCCGAGUGGUGGAGACAAAGGCAGAGCCCAUAUGCAAUGCCUCAAGCUUACAAAGCUUGGUAUUUGUGAUAUUCUAAGGUCUCUCUCAUCUCCAAGUCAAACAAAAAAUAAAAAAAUUUGAGUCUCACCCGUGAACCUUGAUUGUGCAACUAAAGGAUAAGGUCUCAAAAGUCCACAGAUUCUAUCUUGAAAGAAAAUGACAACCAUUAGUGAUAUAAUCAAAAGGCCGUGGAUUUCCAAACGGCUUAGACACAAAUACAAGCAACCUGUCUUGCUACUUCCUGCGCCAACUCUGAUGAAUCCUAUUCUUCAAUUCCAAUCUCCCCUCACUCUGAUUUCCAGCUUCCUCGCACUGUUUAUUUGUAUCUACUUCAUCAAAUCAAAGUCCCGUACAGCCUGCGAGACAAGGAAGAGAUGUGCACCACAAGCGGCCGGUGCUUGGCCAGUAAUCGGCCACCUUCAUCUCUUGGGUGGUCGGCAGCUGCUCCACGAGACACUGGGUGCCAUGGCUGACAAAUAUGGACCCAUCUUCACCUUAAGGCUUGGCUCCCAUGAGGGUCUGGUUUUGAGCAGCUGGGAAAUGGCCAAGGAGUGUUUCAUCAACCAUGACAAGGUUUUCUCCACCCGACCAAGCAUCGCUGCCUCCGAGCUACUAUGCUACAAUAAUGCCAUGUUCGGCUUCGCUCCCUAUGGUUCUUACUGGCGCGAGAUGCGCAAGAUUGCAAUGAUUGAGCUUCUCUCAAACCGCAGGAUUGACAUGCUCAAGCAUACACGAGCUUUGGAGCUUACUACUUCACUCAGAGAACUACAUGAUCAGGUGUGUGUCGGGGACAAGGUUUUGGUGGAUAUGAAGUUAUGGUUUCGGAAUUUGACUCAUAAUUUGGCAGUGAGAAUGGUGGGAGGGAAGAGGUAUUUUGAAGCCAGCAGUACUGCUGCUCGCGAGGGAGAAGGAGAGGCGCUCAGAUUCCAAGAAGUGAUGAGGAAUUUCUUCUAUCUGUUUGGAGUUUUCGUGGUGUCUGAUUCGAUACCGUAUCUUGGGUGGGUGGACUUCAAGGGGUACAAGAAGGCCAUGAAGAGAACAGCAAAAGAACUGGAUGGUCUGGUUGAAGGUUGGCUGGAGGAGCAUAAACAGAAGAGACUCUUAGGUGGAGAUCAAAGCAAGGGAGAACAGGAUUUUAUGGAUGUGAUGCUCCACAUUCUGGAGGGCGCAAAUAUUUCAGAUUUUGAUGCGGACACCGUCAUCAAAGCCACUUGCCUGAAUCUUAUCUUAGCAGGAAGCGAUACCACCAUGGUCGCUCUCACAUGGGCCCUAUCUCUACUCCUCAACAAUCCCCAAGUCCUGAAAAGGGCCCAACAUGAGCUGGACGUCCACGUUGGAAAGGACCGCCAUGUGGAUGAAUCAGACAUCGGAAACCUUCCCUACCUCCAAGCCCUCGUCAAGGAAACCCUACGCCUUUAUCCACCAACUCCAGUCAUCGCCCUUCGGGAGGCCAUGGAGGACUGCACUCUUGCCGGGUUCGAUAUCUCCUCCGGCACCCGCUUGAUCAUCAAUGCCUGGAAAAUCCACCGUGAUGAGAGGUCCUGGCCCGAACCAUUGGAGUUCAGGCCCGAGCGGUUUCUUACAAGCCACAGGGACACAGAUGUGAGGGGGCAGGAUUUCGAGCUCAUCCCAUUUGGAUCGGGGAGGCGAUCAUGCCCUGGCACAUCACUGGCGCUGCAGGUGGUGCACCUGACAUUAGCUAGGUUGCUGCACUGUUACAAUAUAACAACACCAUCUGCUGGGUCCGUGGACAUGACGGAGAGUGAUGGUCUCACAAAUUUGAAGGCAACCCCGCUUGAUGUUCUCCUCACUCCUCGUCUUAAUUCCGAGCUUUACAUGUAGUUCACAAGUACGAAGAAAUAUGAGCAAAGAUGUGUUUCAUCAUUAUAUUACAAAUGAAUAUUAUCAAAUCAAAUUUGCAGAUUG
Malania oleifera is the source of this 2174-nucleotide messenger RNA. RefSeq names its product cytochrome P450 82A3-like. NCBI's taxonomy places the organism in Eukaryota, Viridiplantae, Streptophyta, Magnoliopsida, Santalales, Ximeniaceae. Gene Ontology annotation, biological process: defense response to other organism. Bases 405 to 2090 code for a protein of 561 amino acids. Gene Ontology annotation, molecular function: oxidoreductase activity, acting on paired donors, with incorporation or reduction of molecular oxygen; iron ion binding; heme binding. The transcript is spliced from 2 exons. The record is from RefSeq and is a predicted model, not a curated record.